AUGCCAGCCAUCGUAGCCAACGAGUUGCAAGACAUGCAAUUGCGGUCGGCCCACGUAACGGACGAGUCUCUGGAGAGCACCCGUCGGAUGAUCGAACUCUGCGAAGGGACAAAGGAAGCAGCCAUUAAAGCUCUAGUUGAGUUAGAUGAUCAAGGCGAGAAAAUGGACAGGAUCGAGGAGGGGAUGGAUCAAAUAAACGCGGACAUGAAGGAAGCGGAAAAGAACCUUACCGGCAUGGAGAAAUGUUGUGGUAUUUGCGUGGUGCCUUGCAACAAGUCGACAUCAUUCAAAGAGGACGAAGGUACGUGGAAGGGAAACGAAGAUGGCAAAGUAAUAAACAAACAACCGCAGCGUGUGAUCGAAGGGCCGAACAUUACGCCGCAGGGUGGAUACAUAGCGAAUAUGCAUUCGUGUAGGAUUACAAACGACGCCCGAGAAACGGAAAUGGAUGAAAACUUGGGACAAGUGAACACGAUGAUUGGUAACUUGAGAAACAUGGCGUUAGAUAUGGGUUCCGAGCUUGAAAAUCAAAACCAGCAGAUCGAAAAAAUCAGCACAAAGACAAAAUCAAAUGAUCUGCGGAUUUCAGCGGCCAACCAAAGGACCAGAAAUCUUCUUAAAUAAAUUACUAAAACGUUAACCUUCUUACGUGCAUGCUAUUUGUGGUUGUCAAAAGCGAACAUAAUGUAUGGAUUUUUUUUUACAUACUCAAAUUUCAUGAGUAAAUAUCGUGUCUUCCCUGCAUGUCAUGUUAUUCUAUACAGCAUUAAAUAAUAUUAUAGAAAUAGGUUUAUAAAAUAAUAAUAAUUUAUAGAUGUAUUACAUGUGGUUUGCAGUAGGUACCUACCUAUAUAUAUUAUAACAAAAUAUAUACUAUCCGCUUCUGACCAAUGGGCAGUGACUCAUGUAGAUAGGUACAUACAAAAUAUCUAAUAAUAAUAUCGGUAUUCAUAAAAUUCUCAUUCGCAACUUUCACCCACUUGUGACAAGUUUUCGUAUUAGCAAGUGUCAAAAUUAAUUUUUUUGACGGACAGUUUUGGAUUUUUUCGUAUAAACCCUAUGAAGGUUUCAAGUUUGUACCAUUUGUAUGUAUAGCAUUUGCUGUCCAUCAACAAGUUGAAAAAUACAUCCCUUCAUUUUUUACAUGAUGUAUAAUGUACGUCAUGAAAAAAAAUAAAAAAUACAAAUAACAAUGUCGUUGAAAUUCCAAUUUAAACUUGCCACCAUAAAUUGAACUAACGUGAUUAUUAUUUACUUUUACUUCGGUGACUUAGUAUUUAUAUUUGACACUUGCAUUUAUGUACGAACGAGUGUAUACAGUAAAAUACAUAACCUUAAUAUUAUACGGAUCCGUCCACUUCAUAAUUAAAAACAAAGUUCAUUAUUUUUGCUAUAUACAAACUCUGAACUCAAUAAAUACGAGUGUGUUGGAAUCCUUCUUUUAAAAUGUAAUUAAUCAGUCUCAACAAAUAUUAAAGCUAAAAUACAAUGAUCAAAUAUAUAAAUAGAUAUAUUUAAACACAUUUAUACUAUAUUUUGUCUCAUUUUAUAUUAUAUUCUAUUUGUAAAAUAUUCAUUAUAUAUUAUACUUAAUGCGAAACUGUUAAGCUCAAAUAAUUCAACACAGUAUAUAUUCUUAACCAAUUAAAAACUAAUUGUAUUUAAAUGUGGUGGAUAUAGGUACCUAUAUCUGUAUUUGCUGGCUGUAAUAGGGUACUCGUUAAAAAUACGCCAAAAAUAUUGAUUAUUCAUUUAUCAAUUAUAUAAUAUACCUACUCAAAUUAGGUCACUCGUGCGAGUAAUUGAAUAGAUUACUAAUUGAAACAGUUUUUUAGUUUUUAUUAAUAGCAUUGUCGUAAAUUUCUAAAAUGUGUCAAACGCGUUAAGUUUAACUACAUCACAUCGUGGGUAAAACUAUAUACAUUUAAAAGUCUUUCGUACAAUUUACUAUGUAACUAAUGUAUGCAGCUAUCAAUCCAUGAAUAUUAGUAACCACUUAUGCACUGCAGGGUUAAUGCGAUUUCAAAAAUUACUCUGAAUUCUAAUAUCGACGUUUUCUCUAUUUAUUUGAAAAAUAAUUAUUGAUUAUAGAGACAACAUUUAUGAUAUGAUUUUAAUUAGGAUAACUGACGUAGGUGUGUUAUGAAUUAUUUAAAAAGAAAAUUUCCAACUCCUUUUCUUUCUGAUUAGUUCUAUCGUUCUAUGUAUUAAACACGUAGGUACCUACGAAAAUAACAAAAGGGUUACACUGGUGUUCGAACCUAUCAGCCUGUCUACGCGUGGUUAUUUCGAAUAGAUAUAACCUUGGCUGUGGCAAAUUUGUUUAGAUAAUAACUGGUGAUCGUAAUCCAUUUAAAAUCAAAAAUUUUAGUCAAGCUCAUAUUUGUAGUCGUGUUAAGUAAAAAGGUCCUGCACGCCUAAUAGAUUUCAAAAUUUAAAGAUUUUUAAAUGUUAAAAUAUAUUAAUGACUUUAAACGAUAUAAUUAAUGCAAAUAUUGCAAAUUGUGAUUGUAUGAUUUUCAAAACGAAUACACGCAUAUUACUUCUAUUUUGUUCAGAAAUAAAAUUAUUUUUAACAGGUUUACAAUAACCACAUUUUCAAAUUUUUAAAAAUUUGUUUUUUCAUUAAUAUCAUUUACAAAUGUAUUGUUAGAAUAUAAUUAGUUUAUUUAAGAUAUCUAUAAAUGAUAGAAGUCGCAUAUUGUUCUCAAAAUUUAGUAUUUAUUUUGCAUCGAUCCGGUACGUUUGAAAUCGGUAUAUUACCUACUUUUCGACCUCUACAUACCUAGUUUAAUAAAUGUCUGAAAUCCUAUAUUGCAACUAUUGUAUAGUUGUAUGUUACUUGCAUAUAGAUAAGUCUAUACGUAACAAAGAUAUAUUAUUGAAUAUUGUUACAUUAGAUGAUAAGUAUUAUAUUUAAUAUAAUAUAGCUAUAGCUGAGUAUUUCGCUAAAACCAUAGAUGAUUAAAAUAUAUCUGAGCGUUUUUAAGCUCACUAUAAUUAUAAAUUAUAUAUUGUAUUAAUGUUUUAUAUUAUAUCGGCAUUUUUUUUUUUAAUUCAUAAAAGUAUUCAAAGGCGACAGCAAUCACUCAACCCUCUGUGAUGUUUUGUAUAUCCUGUCCGUAAAAAUAUUGUUAAACGGAAUAAUCACAC
Messenger RNA from Myzus persicae (green peach aphid), 3153 nucleotides. RefSeq names its product synaptosomal-associated protein 25-like. The transcript has 7 exons. Gene Ontology annotation, cellular component: plasma membrane; SNARE complex. Lineage: Eukaryota; Metazoa; Arthropoda; Insecta; Hemiptera; Aphididae. The record is from RefSeq and is a predicted model, not a curated record. The coding region runs from base 1 to 624 and encodes 207 amino acids. Gene Ontology annotation, molecular function: syntaxin binding; SNAP receptor activity. Gene Ontology annotation, biological process: exocytosis; synaptic vesicle priming; synaptic vesicle fusion to presynaptic active zone membrane.